Saccoglossus kowalevskii is the source of this 4256-nucleotide messenger RNA. RefSeq lists its product as uncharacterized. The record is from RefSeq and is a predicted model, not a curated record. NCBI's taxonomy places the organism in Eukaryota, Metazoa, Hemichordata, Enteropneusta, Harrimaniidae. Gene Ontology annotation, cellular component: cytoplasm. Gene Ontology annotation, molecular function: protein binding.
CAUUGUCGUACACAGAAAACGCCCGGUUUUUGACUAAAAAUCGUUUAACGCGAGCCUCCUUUGCAAAAUUUUGACAUUGCAGCGUACGCAGAGAAUAUUUUCUGACCGUGCAGUGUGAAGAUCCGGGUUUUAUGCUCAGUGAAAAGCAUGUGGUGCAGCAUUUAACCAGUCGCUAUGAGUGGACCUGGAGAGGCAAGUGGUGGGUAUAUGGAUCAAGAAAAACCUAUCAUCGGUAAAAAACAAGUCACUGUUAAAGAGCAUGGCAAUGUUAAUGCCAAGCCAACAGUUAAGAAGAAGAAAUCAGUCCAAGCUGACUUGGAUGUUGUAAAAGAAUUCAUCAAAUGUAAAGAUCAAGGAGAAAGUAGACUAGAUCUGAGUAAAUCCUGUAUUUCAGUAUUGCCAAGUUCGAUCAAGGAUUUGACUCAGUUAGUUGAACUCUAUCUCUAUGGAAACAGACUACAGUAUUUACCAAAUGAAAUUGGUUACCUUAGUAACCUGCAGAAGUUAGCACUGAGUGAGAAUUCUUUAACGUCGUUACCUGUGUCACUUGAAAGGUUAAAGGUCAUCAAAGUACUUGACUUAAGGCACAACAAGCUGAAAGAGAUUCCUGAAGUUGUUUACAGACUGACGUCACUUACCACUUUAUUCCUGAGAUUUAAUAGAAUAUCAGAUGUAGACGAAGAACUUUCGAAUCUUACGAAUUUAACUAUGUUAAGUUUACGAGAGAACAAAAUCCGAAAAUUACCUCAAGGCAUUGGUAACUUAACCCAUCUUAUUACCUUUGAUGUGUCACAUAAUCACUUGGAACAUCUUCCGUCAGAGAUUGGUAAUUGUGAGCAGUUAUCCUCUUUAGAUUUACAACACAAUGAAUUAUUAGAUUUACCGGAUUCCCUUGGUAACCUUAGGCAACUAAGUCGACUAGGAUUAAGAUAUAAUCGUCUGCAGGCAAUACCUAAAUCACUUUGUAAUUGUCUAGACAUGGAAGAAUUUAAUGUAGAAAAUAACAACAUCUCCUCCUUACCUGAAGGACUUUUAUCAAGUUUAGUGAAUUUAACAAGUCUUUGUUUAUCACGGAAUAAUUUUAACUCGUAUCCAAUUGGUGGGCCAACACAAUUUGCUACUGUUUAUUCAAUAAAUAUGGAACACAACCAUAUUACCAAGAUUCCGUUUGGUAUUUUUACUCGUGCAAAGUAUUUGACAAAGUUAAACAUGAAGGAGAACCAAUUAACAGCUUUACCGUUAGAUGUCGGUAGUUGGAUGUCAAUGGUUGAAUUGAAUCUGGGUACAAACCAACUCAGUAAAUUACCUGAAGACAUACAGGCGCUGACAUCACUGGAAGUGUUAAUACUUAGUAAUAAUCUACUCAAGAAACUGCCACGUGGCAUUGGUAACUUGCAGAAAAUGAGGGUGUUGGAUCUGGAAGAGAAUAAAUUGGAAUCUUUACCUUCAGAAAUUGCGUAUUUAUGUUCAUUACAAAGACUUGUUUUGCAGUCUAACCAAUUGUCAACACUACCACGAAACAUAGGACACCUUGGAACUUUACAGUAUCUAAGCGUAGGUGAGAAUAAUUUGACGUCACUACCAGAAGAGAUCGGAACGCUAGAAAACCUGGAACAGUUGUAUCUGAACGAUAAUCCUAAUCUGCAUAAUUUACCGUUUGAAUUAGCGCUCUGUUCAUCACUCCAGAUCAUGAGUAUUGAAAACUGCCCAUUGAGUCAGUUACCUCAAGAGGUUGUUGCAGGUGGACCGUCAUUGGUUAUUCAGUAUCUCAAGAUGCAUGGUCCGUACAGAUCAAUGGUGAAUCUUUAAUUUUGUUGAACUGUGGGAUGGUGGAUCAAAUAGGACCUUCCUGGCUCCACGGACCAACCAUGAGUUGGCGUGGAGAGCGAGAGUGAGAGAGAUAGAGAGAGAGCAAGAGAUAGCAGCAUUGGAUGGAAGGCAUCUACCAAUAUACUUUAUCACAAUCACUGAGAGAUAGUUAGUAUUUGCUGAUUACAGAGAGCCAUGCAUAGCCAGAGAAACCUGUGUUUGUUAUAGAUACAAAUUACAGUAACUGAUAAUGAUUUAAUUUGUAAUGUGUGCUGUCUAGUGUGCCAAUAUUUGGCUUUAAUUAAGUGGCAUUGUAGAAGAUCAACAUGUACAAGGAAAUCAUUUGAAAGCCAGCUUUGUCUGUGCAGCCCCUUUGCAUUGCAAGUGGUUGGUUUCCUAUAUGUAACCAAUGUGUUACAUGUUAUUUUGCUAGCAGAAUGUACAAGUACUAAUGCAACUUAUUAAAGCUAGGAGUUGUCUACCAGCUCAUAUUUUCUUUGUAUAUUAAUCACCUUAUUUGCAUAAUCCAUUUUUACUGUGUAUAUUAUGGAAAUUAUGAAAAAAGAAAUUGUCAUAAGUAGGCAUCUGACUUAAUUUGCAUGUUUAUUAGUUUAUUUGCAUAAUUGAUUAUUUAUAUUUGACUCCCAUGAAUGAUUGAAUGCUGAUCUUGAAGUCUAUUUCAUUAUUUACUAAUACCGGUAUAUGCAGAAAAUAACUACACUCGAUGAGUAAAAGGAAAGUAUAAAUUAAUGGAAAAGAUCUUUGAACAAAUCCUGAUUUGAACAGUCAGAAACAUCUGCAUAAUUAAUGAGAACAUUUGCAUGAAUAGUGUGUCUUCGCAUUUUCUGUGUGUGAAGGCAGUUUUUAAAAUGACAGAUCACUGCUGUAUUAUAUGAAUAACAAACAGAAGAUAAUGGCCCAAUGCCUUCAUUAUAGCGCUAUUUCCAUGUCUCUAACUUCAAUAGUGCUCGAGAUAUUAUAUAUAUGCAUAUUUAAUGAGUUCUAAAUUCAUAUAAGCUAAAAACCAAAGUACAAGAUGGCAGCUGUCUGUGCCCAGUUAUACAAAAUAACCCUGAAUGCCAAAUAGGUCUCCUUAAGUAGACAGGGAAAUUUGAGACUACAUUAUAAUAUAGCUAGGGGCAUAUCAAGAGGCAAUAUACUUAAGGUAGUUAGGAACCCCAUUGUUUUUAUAAAGAUUUCCCGACAAUACAAAUAAUAAAAUAUCCAAAUUACUUGUGUUAUUAUUCAGUUUAAUUGUAUUUGUUUAAUACCUUGAGAACUUCUCUAGCAACUUCAAGAUUAAAGUCUUUCUCAAUUCUUGCAGCGGAUUGGUUAUUAGGGAUGUAGUAAUGUACUAAAGUAGGAUUCUCUCAUUACUGAAUCAUGGUCCCACAUGUAGUUGCAUAUCCUAGCGCUGUAAUGCCAUCUACAGGACCAUGAAUGUUUCACCCUGCGGUUCCACAUGUAAUUACUGAAUGUGCCCCCCCCCAGCCCUUAAGUUCAAUAGGUCAGCCUACUGUAUUGGUCUUAUGACGCAGGAUAUAUGUUAAUGAUGAAUAAGUAUCUCUCGUCAAAUAUCAAUAUUAUUAAACUCUAUAAUUUAUAUAUUACUUACAGAACAGUUAUUAAAAUGUCAAAUUGAUUUUUCUUUAUGUUUUUGUAGAAAAUGUGCUGUGGAUAUAUCAGUUUUGCUAGUAAACAUUGUAACAUGUGCUACAGGGUAACAUCAUCUGCAGCACUGUACCAUCAACUGUUAAGAUCUGCUACAUUGUACCAUUAUCUACUAGACUUGUUAGCACUAUUAGCUGGUUAAAUAAUGCCAUAUGCCAUUAAACUAGCAGUUAGUAUACAACCAUCUGUUCAAACUAGCGGUUAAUAUGACUUGUGCUAUUUCAACUAACAGUAUGCCAUAAACUAAUUAACAAGUGGCUAAUAUGCCAUACUUUUCUUAAACUAUCAGUUGAUAUGCAUUAAGAUGCUUAAACUAGCAGUCACUAUGACAUAAGCUGUUUUAACUAGCAGUUAUUAUGUCAUAAGCUGUCCAAACUAGCAGUUAGUAUGUCAUAAGCUGUCCAAACUAGCAGUUAGUAUGUCAUAAGCUGUCCAAACUAGCAGUUAGUAUGUCAUAAGCUGCCCAAACUAGCAGUUAGUAUGUCAUAAGCUGCCCAAACUAGCAGUUAGUAUGUCUAUAAGCUGCUUGUACUACUAGUUGUUGAUAUGUCAUAAUCUGAAUGAACUAUCAUUUAGUAUGCUAUAACAUGCUUUAGCUAUCACUUUCUAGUAAGCUGCUUGAGCUGCUCCAAAUUUGUCUUUCUUUGGAGAGGUUUUGUCUUGAGCUUUGUGAUUGGUCAAAAAUUUGUUUAUAUUCUUCUUGCAGCCAAUAAUAUUGUUCCUUUUUAAGCUGAGAUUUGCAUUGAAUAAAUUAUUGCUUGUUGUUAAAUGUAUAA